AUGACGGAGAUCGUCUCGACCACUCGUAAGGACCGUGUUCGCCUCGUCGUGCUACUCCAUCCCAAGGAUGGUGUCCCUUUCGAGCAGUUCGAUAGACAUUGGAUCGAGACGCACGGACCUCUUUUCCGUUCCAUCGAGAUUGCGAAGAAGAACCUGCUCAAGUACGAACAAAUGCAUUUCAAUGUCAUCCAGAAUGAAGCCAUCGCGAAGAUGGGACUGCCCUCCGUUCCUUACUAUGGCAUGGCGAUCUUCGAAGCAGAAUCGUACGAGAAGAUCUUCCAGGUGUUCAUCAACCAGGAGUAUUCAGAAGUUAUAGUGCCCGACGAGGAGAAGUUUUUCGAUCGCACCAAGUCUCUGAUGAUCGCUGGAGAUCUUGCAACUUUCCUUGACCAAGUGCCUGCAUGA
Molecule: messenger RNA, 405 nt
Organism: Somion occarium
Lineage: Eukaryota; Fungi; Basidiomycota; Agaricomycetes; Polyporales; Cerrenaceae
Source: the annotation of a GenBank genome assembly